Acaulospora colombiana is the source of this 690-nucleotide messenger RNA. The record is from the annotation of a GenBank genome assembly. NCBI's taxonomy places the organism in Eukaryota, Fungi, Glomeromycota, Glomeromycetes, Diversisporales, Acaulosporaceae.
AUGACAAGUUUGCCUCCAAACAAUUCACAGAUGUCGUCUCAAAGAGACAAAAUACCGCGUGAUUCCAAAGUCAUGGAACUCAUUCUUCGAUCGGCAGGGGUGGAGGAUUUCGAGCCCAAGGUGAUUCAGCAAUUGUUGGAAUUUGCUCACCGAUACACCGUCGACGUAAUCCAAGAUGCAUUAGCAUAUGCCGAACACACGGGAAAAAAUGAAAUAGAUAUUGAUGACGUUAAAUUGGCCAUACAGGGUCGCAUCAAUCAUUCGUUUACUGCACCACCACGACAAGAGUUUUUGGUGCAACUUGCCAAAGAGCAGAAUAAAGAACCAUUACCUCCAGUACCGUUAAAAUAUGGAUUACGUCUACCCCCUGAAAAACAUUGUUUGACCGCACUAAAUUUCCAACUCGUGCCCGAGCAACCAUUACCGUUAUCAUCGCAACGAUACAUGCAAGAAGAUACCAUCAUAUUCACGCAGGCGCAAGAGAUAUCAUCACAAAUUGUCCCAUCCGAACCAGAUGACGUGAUGACGGAGGUUCAACAUGAUGAUAUUGAUGAAUUAAUCAGCACCAAUAAGAAAACCGACUCAGAACCCGUCGAGAUGGACUAUGAGGCCGAGAGUCCGAAUUCAACGACAGGUUUGAACGAAAAUUUCAAACGACCUGCAGAAGAUGAUGAGUACGACGACUUUUAG